This is a messenger RNA of Venustampulla echinocandica, 1119 nucleotides long. Its product is annotated as Altered inheritance of mitochondria protein 24, mitochondrial. The coding region runs from base 1 to 1119 and encodes 372 amino acids. Lineage: Eukaryota; Fungi; Ascomycota; Leotiomycetes; Helotiales; Pleuroascaceae. The transcript is spliced from 6 exons. The record is from RefSeq and is a predicted model, not a curated record.
AUGUCGUAUUACCCUCCUCCUCCGGGCAAUGGGAAUGGAGCCCAGCAGCAGCAGCAGCAACACUAUGCUCCUCCUACUUCGUCGCCUCCUCCUAAUCAGACAACCCACCAAUUCUACCCGCCCCCGCCACAGACAUCGUCCCCGUCGCAAGGCGGAAACUAUCCUCCUCCCCAGGCCACUCCUCCUCAACAACAGCAGUACGCGCCGCCUCCAAAUUUCUCCCAUCGUACAUCCUACCAGCAACCAGCCCAAGCACCUGCUGCUGCCGCUCCUCAAGCGCAAACAGCGCUUCCUUCAUAUGAGGGGCCACCACAAGGGUUCGCACCGCCGCCCGAGAAAGUAGAGCAUCAGCAGGAGAAAGCCACAUUGGAUACUAGCCAGCCAUUGAAUCUUGACCACGGCGCUCCAUCAUCAGCCCAUUUUGUUGGAGCUAGCACAACACAAGACGAUGUAGGAACAUUCAACGGAGGAAGCUACCGCAUUAGCCACAGAGACACAAAUACCAUCGUGACAAUACAACUAGCUAUGGGCUGUCCUCUGACUGUAAAGCCUGGUGCAAUGAUUGCAAUGACCCCAACCAUCACAUUGAAAGGGGCUAUCAAGUUCUCCAUGAAGAAAUUAAUCGCAGGUGGUGAGAUGGGCCGCUCGACGUAUACGGGUCCGGGAGAACUACUCCUCGCACCAUCUACAUUGGGUGAUAUUACAAAUAUUCGACUCGAUGGUAGCGAGCAAUGGUCAGUUGGGCGCGAUGCUUUCCUUGCUUGCACUCAGGGCGUGAUUCAAGAUUACAAGAGACAAGGUAUUGGAAAAGCUAUGUUUUCUGGCGAGGGACUAUUCGUAUAUAAAAUGAGUGGGACAGGAUUGUUGUGGAUCAGUAGUUUCGGUGCUAUCAUUAGGAAAGACUUGGCAGAUGGUGAACGAUAUGUCGUGGAUAACGGCCAUCUGGUUGCUUGGAACACGAAGUAUAUUCUCGAGCGGGUAGCCUCCGGAGGCAUUAUCUCCGGGCUCUCGUCAGGGGAAGGUCUUGUGUGUAAGUUUACUGGACCCGGGUCAAUUUUCCUGCAGACGAGGAAUCCUGCUGCCUUUGCUCAAUGGAUGGGUGCGCACGCUGCAGUGUAG